Daktulosphaira vitifoliae (grape phylloxera) is the source of this 6217-nucleotide messenger RNA. RefSeq lists its product as uncharacterized. The record is from RefSeq and is a predicted model, not a curated record. The transcript is spliced from 12 exons. Bases 1367 to 5992 code for a protein of 1541 amino acids. Lineage: Eukaryota; Metazoa; Arthropoda; Insecta; Hemiptera; Phylloxeridae.
CGGAUUCUGCAUGGUAGGCGGCGGUGGCGACGGCCGUCGUUUUUUUCGUAAAUUCUAUUCGGAUACAACGAGUGUCAGUUUAAAACCAUGAUGACUACGACGACGCGGUCAGAGGCCGCCAACGACCGCGCGACCCGACCCAAUAGUGACAGCGAUGCCAACGCCGCGUCAUUCGCGCGCGCGUCCCCCCGUCUCCUAAAACAACGGAAUUUUUUUUUACCCCGCGAGCGCGUAACCGGUGACAGGUCCGGUCGCGUGGCGGUUAACGGGUGCGGGUGCGUACUGAGUAACGGGUAACAAGUACCGAACCCAACGACGCGGAAGAGGCCCGCUAUCCGCGGCGUCGUCGGACGCAGCCUAAGGUUCCCGCGAUAUGCGUCUCCUCUUUUUUUUUUUUCCAUGACCGGCAUUAUUGAGGGCUGCCCUGGAACUGCCGUGUGGCAUUACUUCAAGGCGGCCCACGCCGUCUUAAUUCACACCACCACGUUGCGAAUCAACCCGAAAUUAAUCAAGAGCUGAUUCGCAACGCGGUGUCGCCCCCUCCCGUUAACCUAUUCGCACAGUGGGAACCGUUAGGGAGGGUUGGCAAAACAACUAACAAACAAAAAAAAAACACAAGAACAAGAACCUAAGGCACCGGCCUAAACCAGCGCUUUCUUUAGCAAAACGGAUUUUGCGAACGCCUGGAUGAGCCUCCACGCCUCCCGGCUCCUUAACAUCAGAUUCACUUUGGACCCAACUCGGAACGUAGACCCUACACCAAAGAGUCCCGCUCCUGGGUUCACGCCUCGCACCGGAAGUAGGUUUGCAGAGCGCUGUCAGCCUCUCCCGGGCGAUCCGAACAAAAGUCUGCGCCGUAUCUCUCUCAGCCCUCUCAGAUUGGCCAUGAGUUCCGCCAGGGAAUUCAUGACUUUCUGGGCCCGCUGGGCCGCACGAGUAAUGAACUUUAGACGUUUGUCUGUGACAAGGCCUAGAUAAGUUAUGGAGUCCUUAAGUGGAAUCUCCAUCCCCAGCACGGUGAGCCGUGGAGGAGUGAACGCUUCGAUCUUGUCCAGAGUGAGGCUCAGUCCACUCCCCUCCUGCUGGAUCCAUGCGAAGACUGCGCUGAGCGCGCAGUUCGCACGAGAUCCAGCUUCCUCGGACGAGGCGCCUUCCGCCACCACCAGCGUGUCAUCCGCGUGCGGUGGUAGCGGAACGCGGAACAUCAUAGCAGAGGCCCGAGACUGACCCUUAAGGGACGGCUCCCGUAACAUGUCUGACUCUCGGGCCCGCGGCGCUUUCGUAGGAGAUAACCCGAUUGCUAAAGUACGACCGGAUCAUCCGCCCGUGGUAAGGAGGCACCCGAAACGCGUCCAGCGCUCCAAGGAUGUGCGAUCUGCGUCUCCCCCAGCCACAGCCAUCAUCCCCUUCACAGCAGUGGCGUUACGCGCUCGCGCCGGGCUCCUCGACGCGCAACCCCGGGCCUCGGUCGACCGCCAAUAUCAGUUUUUCGCGUUUUUCGUUUUUCAUCAUUCAUUUUUCAUUUUUUCACAUUCUGCAGAUGCCGCCGGCCGCCGGACCACAUCAGUGGCGGCGGCCACCAUACGACAUGGCCGGACAGCCAGGACGAAGCCGGAGCCGGAAUAGCGGUGGUAGGACUAGAACGGCGACAGCGCCCGCACCGGACGACCACAACUGCCGAGACCGUGACCGCGACACAGGCGACGGCCACGACCACGACGACGACAGAGGAGACUGCGACAGUGGCGACGAACGGGACAGAGGCGGGCACGGCGGCGGUAGGCGGCCUACGCCGCACAGGCCGCGCGGGGCCCGCGGGGCGCCGCCGCCGCCGCUCGCGCCGCCCGCCGUGCUGGUCGCUCUGCUGCUGCUGGCCGCGGUGCUUGCGUCGCUGGCCCGAGCCGCGCACUCGGCCCGAGACGUCCCGGUAUACCGGGUGCGGGCCGUGGCAGGCCGCCCAGCCCUGCUGCCGUGCGACGUGUCGGCGGCGGCGGCUGAACCUGCGGACGGAGAUGUCGGUGGAGGAAGAGUCGACGGAGGAGCUGUGCCGGAAUCAGGACCGGGAGCGGGACCCGGAGCGGUACCCGAAGCGGAAACGAGACUCGGACCCGGAGAUGAUGACGCCGCUCUGCUGGUGCUGUGGUACCGCGACGACGUGGGCACGCCGAUAUACAGCGUUGACGCCAGACUGGCGGCGGUGGCCCGUCGAGAAGGAGAAGACCAAGACGACGAAAACAUCCGACGAGAAGAAGAUGGCGGCGACGGCCUAGGAGACGACGACGGCGCCAAAGCUGCACCACUGGCCGGGCCCCGGGCCCGCCGGUGGUCGGACCCCCGGGCACUCGGCGACCGGGCGUCGUUCGUCGUCCGCCCCGGCGUUACCAGAGACCGUCGUCCGGGAGCCGGGUCGGCGCUGCGCGUCGAUCCGGUGAUACCCGGCGACGGCCGCCGGUACCGGUGCCGGGUGGAUUUCGGCCGGGCGCAGACGCGCAAUUCGCUGGUGGUGCUGACGGUCAGUGUGCCGCCCAAACGGCUGGAGGUGCUGCUGUUGUCCGGAGGUGGAGGAGGCGUCGUAGGCGGAGGCGACGUUUUUGUCAGCGCGGGAGGCUCACGAGGUGCACGAGGAGGAGGAGACAACGCCACGGCGGCCGCGGUCGCGGUGGCCACGGGCGAAGACCCGGUCGCGGCCGCGGCCGUCGGCCCGUACGUCGAGGGCGAUCGGCCGCGGAUGCGGUGCCGAGCCACCGGAGGCGAUCCGCCGCCUCGGGUCCGGUGGUACCGGGACGGACGGCCUGUCUUGGCAGCGGCGACGGAGGAGGACGAAGAGGAUCGGAACCAGGAGGACCGGGAAGACCGAGACCACCACAGGGAGGACACUCGUCGGCGAACAGGCGACGGAGGAGGAGCGGUACCGCAGCAGCAACUAACCGAGGAGGAGGCGGAGGCGGAGUCGGAGAAGGAGACGGCGGCGGCGGCGGUCGUCGAGGCCGACGUCGAGCUGCCGCCUUUAGACCGGUCCGAUCUGCACGCCGAACUAGUGUGCCGGGCCCAUCCCGGCGGCGGCGACAUCAACGGCGUUAACGGCGAUGGCGGCGGAGCAACGGGCGGAGGCGACCCAGACGGUGACGGCUGCGGUGAGCUGACGGCGGUCGUACACGUCGACAUGAACUUCGCGCCGCUGACGGUUGACGUGGUCGUGGACGGCGGCCGCGCAGUCGACAACGACGACAACGGCGGCGACCAGGUCGAUGAGGAAGAGCAAGGAAGACGAAGACAACGGCCACCCCUGCGGACGGUGGCCGUGACGGCCGGACGGCGAUACGAGGCCCGGUGCCGAUCGUCGGGCGGCCGGCCGCCGCCGCGUAUCACGUGGUGGCUCGACGGCCGUCGCUUGGACAGCGGCGGCGACCGAGAGACGACGUUGGCCGACGGCAACACGACCACCGCGGCGCUGACCCUGGUGCCGGAGCGGCCGCACAGCAGAGGAGGCGGAAUAGGAGUCGGCGGAGGAGGAAUAGUGGUCGUCGGCGGAGCAGCAGCAGCAGCAGCACGAGGUGCCUCCGGCGAGUCUCAAGACAGCGCCGCCCAGGCCCCACCAUAUGACUCGGUGCUAACGUGCCGGGCCGAGAAUGGCGGACGCGCGUCUUCGGGCUUGGGCGGCGCCUCGUUCGUCCAGUCUUCCGUUGGCCUGAGGAUACACUACGCCCCCGUCACGUACGCGCGUCUGGGCGCCGGCCUCAGAGCCGACCGGGUCGUAGAGGGGGCCGACGUGUACUUUGACUGCGCCGUCGACGCCCGGCCGCCGGCCAGCCGCGUGCUGUGGACUCUCGACGGCGCCGUCAUCGACCCCAGCCGACGCCCCGGCACUGUGGUCAGCAACCAGUCGCUCGCCCUGCAGCGAGUGGGCCGCCGGCAAUCGGGCCGCUACGGGUGCGCCGCCGUCAACGCCGAGGGCCCCGGGCCCGUGGGUAGCACGGUCGCAUUGGACGUGCAGUACGCCCCGUUGUGCCGGCCCGAUGGCGACGGGGGUGGGUCGUCGUACGGCGCCGCUCCCGGCGACACGGUGCGCGUGCCGUGCCGGGUGGACGCCAACCCAGCGCCCGCUGAGUACCGAUGGUCGUUUGCCGGCGGCGGACCAGUAGGAGGAGGAGGAUCGGGAGCGGCUGCUUCAGGAGAAGUACACGUUGCAGCAGCACCAGGAGCGGAAGCAGCACCACGAGGAGGACCGGGAGCCCGAGGACCAGCGGAUUCCCGGGCGGACCGCCCUGAAGACAGCGGAGCCCGCGAGGCCGCCAUGGCGGCCACAGGACCGUGGCUCGAGUACGAUGUGCGCCACAGCGCCGGAGCCGCCGACUACGGAAUAGCUCGAUGCUGGGCCAGAAAUGCAGUCGGCUCUAAUGAGGCGGCGCCAUGCGAGUACCGCGUGCGGCCGGCCGGACCACCGGAUCGGCCGACCGAUUGCUACGUGGUCAUCGGCGAAGACGGCGACGUCGGCUAUGACGACGGCCACAGCAACGGCGACGGUGACCGGGGCGAGACGGGCGACUGGAGACCACCCGAGCAGGCCGCGGUGUCGUUUCGCGUGCGGUGCACCGCGGGACACGACGGGGGCGCACCGCCGCAGCGGUUCGUUGCCGAGGUGUUGGCACUAGGUGAACGCGCAGGCGGCGGCGACGACGGCUACCUAUCGAUGGCCAACGUGACCGGCGUUGUGGUAUCGUCGCCAAGGUCGGUGGCGGUGGGUCGGGGCGAAGGCGCGGUAGGCGAGAGUGGCAGUCACGGGGGGUCUCGCGCCUCUGACGACUCUGUAGGUGGGUUGCGCGCCGCCGACCACGCCAUCGCCCCGAAUCGCGUCGUGGUGUUCCGCGUGACCGCGCCCGCCGGCCGACCGCUGCGCGUCGACGUGACGGCCGUCAACGGUCGCGGCCGGUCCGAACCGGCGGCGGUCUUUGUUGGACCUAGUGGGGUGGGUUCCGGGUCGGGGGAUCGACGGGGGAGUCCCAGGGACGGGCACGCGUCCACAUCGUCGGCGGCGGCGGCCGCCGAUGAUGAAGGCGACGACGGCCGGCUGCGGCCGGCCGUCGAGCGUCCGGACGCCGGUGCGGUCCCGGGCCCGGGACGGGGCGGUACAGGCGGCAGCGGAGAAUUCGGCGGCAUCGGCCCGGCGCUGGCGUGCGCCGCCGCAGUCGCCGCCGCAGCGAUUUGUUGCGCCUUGGCGGCGGCGGCGUGCACGUCCGUCGCCCGAUUCCGGCGCGGUACGACGGCGACGGCCGACAAUACCAUUGUACCGAGUGCCGUCUGCGUAACAGGCAUCGCGAGUACCACCACCGCAGUCCAUCCACCAUCGCCUUUCGACGUUCGUUUCGUCGAAGCCACCCCGCCCAGACCGGACGUUGCGUUCGCGUCCCCGCGGUCGUCGUCACCGGUGCGGCAUCGCCUACACCAGCAGCAGCAGCACCGGUACGUGCAACAGCAGCAACAACAACAGCAGCUGCUGUACCAACAGUACCACCGACGGCCUCAUCAGCAUCAACAGCUGCAGCAGCAGUUCCACCACCAGCAGCAGCAGCUGCAUCACCGGCAGCAACGGUAUCGGCCGCCGGCAGCGGCAAUGACGCUCGGACGGGGAACUGUAUUAGCGCGGCCCGUGUACGCCGCUUGCGGAGGCGGUACGUUGCCGAGGACGGGCUCCAUGGCGACGACGGCGACGGUGGACUUGUGGAGGACGCGAUCGCGCGGAUCAGUACCCGCGGCGGCGGCAUCGUCAUCGUCAUCAUCAGUGGCAGUAGCUGCAGUACCGGCGGUGGCGGCAUCAGCAGCAAUACCGGCGACGGCGCCAAAAUCGCUUUUGCCGCCGCCCCCGUGGUCGGACGACGAGCCGGCGACGGGACCCGGUGCCCUCGGCACUUUUGGCACCGGUGACUCCAAAACCGGAGGCUCCAGAACCGGCGCCGCCUCUACCUCCGCCGACAAGAGGGAGAGCGCCGUCUGAAGACGACGACGACUACCAAGCGAAACCUCGUCGUCGUAUCGUCGUUAUCGUAAACCGUAUUGUCAUUAUCAUCAUCGUUAUUAUUAUUAUUACGAUUAUCUCUGCAUUAUCGUUGAUGUUUUCAUUAUUUUUAUCAUUAUUAUUGUCUUUGCAUUGUCAUUAUCGUAUUGUAUAUUGUAUUGUAAAUAUCAUUAUUAUUAUAAUUAUUACAAUUAUUAUUAUUAU